ACUCAUUUCCAUAUCCAUAAUCUUCUUGUUUUUGUCUUUCCUCCACGGCCAGAUAUGGCUGCUCUCUCCGAAUUCUUCUCCCGCCUCUACACCAUGACCAUAGUCUUCUUCACUCUCUUAGUCCUCGAAGUUGUAAUGCUUAUCAGGUCCAUCACGUGCGGCGUUUGUGACUCUGGAAAACGCCUGAUCACAACAACCCAGUACCUUAAAUUCAUUGAAGAAAAGAACCCAACAAUUCGUUACUCAAGAAGAUCAUCGAGGGUGGAUGAUCAGUCAAACGAAUGUGCAGUGUGUUUAUCAGAGCUUGAAGAAGGUGAGACAGUGAGGAAAUUGAAAUGUAAGCAUACCUUCCACAAGGACUGCCUGGAUAGGUGGCUUCAACAGUAUAGGGCUACUUGCCCACUUUGCAGGACUAAAGUUUUGCCAGAUGAGAUUGUGGCUAAAUAUCACAGUCACAGGCUGCAAGAUCAGGUAGAGUACGAUGAGAGUGAUGAAGAGAUGAUUUUCUUGUUAUCUGCAUUACAUGGAUUGUUAAGUUUUAAUAAUUUACUUUGGCUGACAGAAGCACAGAUACUUGGUAAAGUAUUCAAUCUUAUGAAAAUUGAACAUCUUGGCUUCAACGUUCUGGUCCCCAAUUCCCUGGAUUGGAAGAUGAACAGAGAAUUUUGUACUGUGCCAAACUGCCAAUACCUUGUUUUGGGUAUGAAAAUUUAUGAAAGGGGAGUGGAGGCUUUGAUGCAGUUCUUGACACUUAUUAAUAAACAGUGCAAGGCAUUUAAACAAAUUCCAAGUUGA
This is a messenger RNA of Durio zibethinus, 795 nucleotides long. Lineage: Eukaryota; Viridiplantae; Streptophyta; Magnoliopsida; Malvales; Malvaceae. The record is from RefSeq and is a predicted model, not a curated record.